Molecule: messenger RNA, 2526 nt
Organism: Ipomoea nil (Japanese morning glory)
Lineage: Eukaryota; Viridiplantae; Streptophyta; Magnoliopsida; Solanales; Convolvulaceae
Product: outer envelope protein 61
Exons: 11
Coding region: 401-2182 (593 amino acids)
Molecular function (GO): protein binding
Source: RefSeq, a predicted model, not a curated record
CUACCUGCGUGCAUUAAAGUUGAACGCCAGAAAAGAUCAGCACCCAGCGGUGUGUUUCCACGAAGCUAAGCAUAUAUUCGAAAAUCUCCAUUUUUCUCUUCGGUUCUGGUAGGCGGUCCAACCAAUUACGACUACUAUUUUAUCGCUAAAUUUCCAUUUCCCCAUUCAUCUAUCUACAACGGAUCGUCUCCCCACAAGAUCGGUUACAAAUUACAAUACCGAACAUCUUUUCUUCGUCUCGUUCUUUCUGAAACGCAGAUUCGAUUUCAUAACCCUUUUUGAUAAAUUCGCCGGAUAGAAUUACCUAUUUUUCAUUUGGCGUGUUUCAUUUUGAUCUAAUUUUGUUAUCUCUGUGAUAAUAGUAACGAAUUGUGGUAGAGAAAUUCGAUAUUCUGAAGAAAUGAUGAACGGGAUGAUGGAUCCGGAGAUGUUCAGAAUCGCUCAAGAGCAGAUGAGUCGUAUGUCGCCCGCUGAGUUGGCUCGGAUUCAGCAGCAGAUGAUGUCUAAUCCUGAGUUGAUUAGAAUGGCUUCCGAAAGCAUGAAAAAUUUUAGGCCGGAGGACCUGAGGAAUGCUGCAGAACAGUUGAAGCAUACCCGGCCAGAGGAAAUGGCCGAGAUUGGUGAGAAGAUGGCUAAUGCAUCACCUGAAGAAUUAGCUGCCAUGCGUUCCCGUCUAGAUGCACAGAUUAAUUAUGAACUAAAUGCAGCUCAGAUGCUUAAGAAACAGGGGAAUGAUCUUCACAACCAGGGAAAUUUCACUGAUGCCUCAGAGAAAUAUUUGCUUGCAAAGAAAAACUUGAAGGACAUUCCUGCCUCGAAAGGCAGAAAUUUGUUAAUGGCAUGUUCUUUGAAUUUGAUGUCAUGUUUCUUAAAGACUGGACUGUAUGAUGACUGCAUAAUGGAAGGCACUGAGGUUUUGGAAUAUGAUGCAAACAAUAUUAAAGCUCUUUACCGGAGGGGUCAAGCUUAUAAAGAACUGGGACAUCUAGAAGAUGCAGUGUCUGACUUGACUAAGGCACAUGAAAUUUCACCUGAUGAUGAAACUAUCGAAAAUGUCCUAAGGGAUGUUAAAGAACGUUUGGCAAAACAAGGCGGUGGGCAUGCUUCAAGAAAAUUAGUCAUUGAAGAAAUAACUGAAGACGAGUCAACUGGGUCAUCUAAAAAACCCGAAAAUUCAACUGCUGAAAGUUUUAUGUUACAACCACAAGGAACAAAACAAGAGGCCUCUAGUUCAGAGCAUUUGCAUGAAAAAGCAAUACAUGGCGGACCUCCUUCAUCUAGUUCUGAGUGUUUGCAAGCUUUAAAAGAUGAUCCUGAAUCAAUCAGAUCCUUCCAAAAUUUUGUUUCUCGUGCUGAUCCGGAGACUUGGGCUUCCCUUAGCGGUGCAAAUGCUGAAGGCAUACCUCCUGAUAUGGUGAAGACUGCAUCCAAUAUUAUUGGCAAGAUGUCCCCAGAAGAACUUCAAAGAAUGGUUCAAAUGGCUUCCUCGUUCCAAGGAGAAACCCCAUUUACAAAGAGAGGUUCAUCAAACUCAACUAGUGAUAGCUUUGGUCCUGGUUCAGUGCCUCCAAAUAUGACUCCUGAUAUGAUGAAAAUGGCGACUGAUAUUAUGGGUAAGAUGUCUCCUGAUGAUCUCCAAAAGAUGUUUCAAAUGGCACCCUCUUUCAAAGAAAAGAAUCCUGCAAGAGCUGCUGCAGCAUCCAAUUCUAAUGAACAGUUGAGAGCUCAAGAGACUCGUGAAAAUUUCAAAGUGGAUGAUAACAUUGGUACUAGUAGCUCAUCCCAGGGACUUCUAAAUUCUAGAAAUGGUUCUAACUCUGGUUUAUCAAGCUCAGCUGCUGAUCUGCAAGAACAAAUGAGAAACCAAAUGAACGAUCCAGCUAUGCGGCAGAUGUUCUCCUCCAUGGUUAAAAACAUGAGCCCAGAUAUGAUGGCUAACAUGAGCAAACAAUUUGGACUUAAUCUUUCUCAGGAGGAUGCAGAAAAAGCUCAGCAGGCCAUGUCAUCUUUAUCACCGGAUGACUUGGAAAAAAUGAUGAAAUGGGUAGAUAGAUUUCAAAGAGGAGUCGAGGGUGCCAAAAGGACGAAAAAUUGGCUUUUGGGAAAGCCUGGUAUGAUCUUGGCAAUACUUAUGUUGCUCUUGGCCAUCCUCCUCCACUGGCUGGGCUUCAUAGGCCAUUAGUUUUGACAUGCUACAAUAAGCUGAAGACCGGCAGAAGUGCCAGUCAUCAGGCUCACAUAAUUGGCUCUUUAAGGCUGUCUUUGUCGUGCAUCAUCACCUUGUUAGUCUUGGCAGAAACUAGGUUGGAAUUUUGAAGGCCAUCUGAAAUGAUCUCAGUCAGUAUUUCUGGAAUGUGUUAAAUGAUGCAUUUGGAGACUGCAUAUUGUUAAUGUCUUGUGUUUUUGGUUGAUGUAGCUUCUGUGACUCGAUGAAAUUGUUUAAUUCUUUGUUCUGGAUAUUGUAGAAAAUAACCUUACUAUUGUAAACAUUUUACUUCGUUAUUGAAUGUAUUAGUUUUAAACGCA